CAAAACAAACUAGGGAUGUCCAAUGAUGAAAGUGCUUUGAUUAAAGUGAAAGUGAAACAAUUUAACUGUAAAAUUGUAAUUAACAGAGAAUCAGCAAAGAUUGUAGAGCUUGUAAUAAUAGCGCUUCUCAAGUUUAUCUGCCAGUUCGAUUUGGACAUUCGGGUGAGCAACAUGGGGACAAUAAUUCUGGUUUUGAUGGCCACCAUGGCCGGAGUAGCACACUCCCAAUUUGGCGACUUCACCUUCCCGUCCUACACCAGGUCUGCCCUCGGCGACUCAGUUGACAUCGCGUCUAUGAAAUUCCUCAAGGAAACGUACAACUCCGCGGCAGACAAGAGCAUAGUGUCGUCUCCACUCGGUAUCCUGACACUUCUGGCGCUCUACUCGUCUGGAGCUGAGGGCGAGAACAGGGAUGAAAUCGUGCGCUACCUCGGAGCUGCAGACUAUAAACAGCUGGAAGCCUCGUACGAGUCCCUCAGCCAACGCUACGCGUCCAUGGACCGCAGCUACCUGACCGUGGCCAACAAGGUGUUCGUCUCGGACAAGUACACUCUGCGCGACCAGUUCAAGCUAGCCGCUUCAGCGUACCGCAGCGAUGUGGAGGCCAUCAACUUUGAGAACACGAAGCUGGCUGCAGAUGCUAUGAACCAAUGGUCCGCAAGUAAUACGAACGGAAAGAUCUCGUCGCCAGUUUCCGAAGACGACAUCGACCCACAGGCAGCGGCCGCUCUCUUGAACGUCAUCUUCUUCCAGGGUCACUGGCAUGUGCCAUUCAACGCGAGCGAGACCAAAGAGAAGGAGUUCCGCCUAGACAGCUCUAACUCCGUCAAGAAACCCAUGAUGCACCUCCUACAGUCACUCUUCUACUACGAAAGCCCGGAGUUAGGAGCUAAGAUGAUUGAACUGCCCUACAAAGAGUCCCAAUUCCGCAUGAUCGUAGUCCUACCCGACGACGUGAACGGCCUGCAAAGCGUGGUGGAGAAGGCCGCUCAGAGAGGUCUCCUGGAUGACGUGUACAAGAUGGGACCCGCGGGUGCUGAUAUAGACCUCGAUAUGCCCAAAUUCGAGAUCAAAUCCAAACUGAACCUCAAUGACCUUCUGCCCAAGGUGGGAGUGUCUCGUAUCUUCAGCGAGGCAGCGCCGGGCAUCAUCAAGGAGCAGGGCGUGGCCGUGUCGCGCGGCCUGCAGGAGGCGUUCGUCAAGGUCGACGAGGAGGGCGCCACCGCUGGAGCUUUCACUGGUUUCGUAGCGAUCCCCAUAUCGUUAAACUCCCGUCCACCGCCGCCCAUCCCCUUCAAAGUGGACCACCCCUUCCUGUUCGCCAUCCUGCAUAACGACAUCGUACUGUUCACCGGAACCUACGCGCACUAACGCGUAUUCACGACAAUACCUACGAAGAUCUACUUGUUUUCAUGAUGAUACUACGCGGAUUCACACGUUUUCAUGAUACUUACACGCAAUGACAUAUUUUCAUGAUGAUACUUACACGCAAUGACACGUUUUCAUGAAACUUACUCGCAAUGACACGUUUUCAUGAUGGUACUUACACGCAAUGACACGUUUUCAUGAUGAUACUUACACGCAAUGACACAUUUUCAUGAUGAUACUUACACGCAAUGACACGUUUUCAUGAUGAUACUUACACGCAAUGACACAUUUUCAUGAUGAUACUUACUCAUAAUGAUGAAUAAUGUUUGAAACACAAGUAUUUUUGUAUUUUGUAAUAUAAUAAAACUCAAAGCCUCUUCCAAAGCCGAAAA
This is a messenger RNA of Maniola jurtina (meadow brown), 1760 nucleotides long. RefSeq names its product antichymotrypsin-1-like (gene serpin-9). Gene Ontology annotation, molecular function: serine-type endopeptidase inhibitor activity. The transcript has 10 exons. The record is from RefSeq and is a predicted model, not a curated record. Lineage: Eukaryota; Metazoa; Arthropoda; Insecta; Lepidoptera; Nymphalidae. The coding region runs from base 16 to 1371 and encodes 451 amino acids.